Nematostella vectensis (starlet sea anemone) is the source of this 2478-nucleotide messenger RNA. Its product is annotated as SWI/SNF-related matrix-associated actin-dependent regulator of chromatin subfamily E member 1-related. NCBI's taxonomy places the organism in Eukaryota, Metazoa, Cnidaria, Anthozoa, Actiniaria, Edwardsiidae. The transcript has 10 exons. The record is from RefSeq and is a predicted model, not a curated record. Gene Ontology annotation, biological process: regulation of gene expression. Gene Ontology annotation, cellular component: nucleus. Gene Ontology annotation, molecular function: nucleic acid binding; zinc ion binding. The coding region runs from base 242 to 1384 and encodes 380 amino acids.
CAUUGCCCCUUACUCAGGUCUAGAAACCAGCGCGUGGCCAGAAGUAUCUAAAAACAUCGUCUCAUUUCCUUGGACUCUUCGAUCUAUAUCAACAGUACUAAAGCCACAGAGAUAGUACAUGUUUUCAGAAACAAACCAGCAUACUUUGUCAAGAGUUUGGCAUUAGCAAGCCUCCAAGAAACAUUUCUCUGCAGUGAUUGUAUCAAAUUGACACGCAAGAUAAAGUCCUGUCUGAAGAACUAUGGAGAACGAGCUACUAGCGAAGACUUCUGGUGACAAAGUUUCUUCUUCAGAGAACAGUCCAGUGCCAAGCCCAGGAAAAACAGACAGUGGAGACCCUCCUAAGUCUCUAAUAUUUCACGGUAUAUCAAAGUCUUUCCCCAAGGGCCGCAAGAGGAAGAAAGCCCACAAGGAUGUAAAUGCACCUAAAGCACCACUCACAGGCUAUGUGCGCUUUUUGAAUGAGCAUCGCGAAAAAGUGCGAAGUGAAAACCCAGACCUGCCUUUCCAUGAAGUGACCCGGAUACUUGGCAAUAUGUGGAGUCAACUGCCUACACCGCAAAAACAGCUCUUUUUAGAAGAGGCUGAAAAAGACAAAGAGAGAUAUAUGAAGGAGCUGGAAGAGUACCAAAGAACAGACACUUACAAAAUGUUUAUAGCAAAGCAAAAGGCUCUUAAAAAAGAUACUGAUACUGUGAAUGGGAGCUCUGAACAAGCAGUGGGUGAUGCAGAUGAGAAUGACUUGCUAUGCAAGACUUGUAACAUGUACUUUAAUUCGCCACACAAUAAGCGUGAGCAUUUGAAUGGCAAGAAGCACCAGAUGAUGCUCAAUACAGCAGCUGCUGAGAAAAAGGAAAAACUAAGCACCUCAGUGAAGGAUAAGAAAACUGACAGCAGAUCAGCAUCACCAGUAGAGGCAAUGGAUGAUGAUGAUGGUGACGUUGCUCAAACAGAUGGGGACAUCCCUAUUUUUACUGAAGAAUUUCUCAACUACAACAAAGUACGUGAAAAUGAACUUCGAAAGCUACGCAAGACAAACAGAGAGUUUGAAGAACAAAAUGCGAUACUCAGCAAGCACAUUGAGAACAUGAAAAAAGGCAUUGAAAAACUUGAAGGGGAAGCAGAGGAACAGCAGAGAGAAAUCACAGAGUUACAGAAACAUUUGAAUAAAUUACGGCGCAUCCUCAGUAAGAACUUGACUGGUAUCCAGUUGCCAAAUGGUGGCGAAACAGCAGAAAGUGAGACAGCCAUUGAUGAUUUUAUUGUUAAGUUACAUCAGUCAAUAGGGGAGAACCCCAAGGAAAACAUGGAGCUUGUUAAUAAAGUCAAAGAAAUCAUUACAAGGAUUGACUAUCCAAACUGCUUGAAAGAAGUAAACAGCUGACCUUAUGCUGUAUAAAUAUGUCUGUUUGACAGUGCCAGGUUUUGUACACUAGGGACUUUGUAUAAUCAUCUCUCUCCUUUGCACAAAUGUUUGACAUUGCUAAGUUUUGUAUAGCAACUUCAUAUAAAGACCAUAUGUACAUAAAAGCUGAUUUCAGACCUUUAUUUUUUGUAUCAAGCAGUGGCUGAUCAUGAAUUCAGGUUGAAUUUACAUGCCUUCAAUGAUCGUUGGCACCCUAUGAAUACACUCUGAGGUUUGACAGAAACAGUAGUUUGCUCUGGCACUGAGUAGUUACAGUUGUGUAAUAAUUUGGUAACAGUGACACAGGCAGGAUAACUAAUGUGCACAAAAGCUAGUAAUGGAAAUUUGUUAGAGUUGAUAGCCGCCCAUACAGAAGGCGUGGAGGGACAUGGAUACAAGCAUGGUGGGGGUUUGGGCAGAGUAUUGGUGUUUUUUUCCCCACUGUUUCUUAAUAUUGGAAACUUUUUCUAAGUAUUUUGGGGGUGUACAUAGAUUAAGGGUCAUUUUUUUAGGGGUGGGGAUAAGGAUUUUUAUUUUGGGGAUGGUUUGAAAUUUUGGGUGCUCUCAGUCCCCCCCCCUGUCAUGCUCAUAGCCGAGUAUCCCCAGGAUUACCACAUUUAUAGGUACAGUUGAGAAGUAAAUUCAGAUUGAAAUUUGUGCCUUGAUUUAAAAUCAUAGUUUUUGUGUUGUUUUGCACAACUAAUACUAGCAUUUUACCUUUCUGCCUGGGGAUGGGAUGGGGUUUUGACAAUCCUAGAGUAGAUAAUAAAGAUAAGUUUAGAUUUGCCUAACUUUUUCACAUCACAAAAAGGUUUUAGCAGGGUCUCUGUAACUUGAACUUUGUUGUACUUUGAGUGCUCUGUUUACUGAUUUAUUUUGUAACUCUUCUUUUACCCUCAUUUCAGUCUAAGGUGUUUUUUGCUGCGAUUUGGGAAAAAUACAAACAAACACAGAGUUAAUGUUUCAAGUGUAAUGUGCAAAUAUUAAGCCUAUGUAAGACUAAAUAACACAAGAAUUUGACUAUUUAUUAUGAGUUAGCGGAAAAAUAAAACCCUAUGCAAGUCAGUCAAAAA